GAAGGCGUUUUAAAGUAGAAUUUCAUUCAUUCGAGAACAAAUACAUUUUUCUCAACAGAAAGCAUAUUUUACUUUAUACAAGAUUUAUGUUCCUCUACUUAGCUUGAAAUACAAUUGGAGAUUUAUUCUCUCAAACUCUUGCUGUAUUAAUUUAGCUCUGAAAUAUUACUUUCAUGUUAAAGAUUUUACUCAUUUCGAAAUGGGUUCCUGGCGAACAUUUUUCGAAGGAUUUUUAUCGACAGGAUUUCAAGAAUGGUUUAUCAAGUACCUACACGCGUUUUAAACCUGUCACAGAUUGUAUGUUCAUCACAGCAGAUCCAGGAUCUUUUAUAUACAGUUCGAAAACUGACAGCGAUGAGGUUUGCGGAAUUUACUUCCUAGCUGGGCCGGAUCAAAAGAUAGAAAUCAACUUCCUCACGUUCGACGUGCCCUGUGAACACCGUGGUUUGAUUUCGGUCGUCGAUGGCUGGGAAUUAAACGGUGAAGUGUUUCCCAGUGAAAUGGACCAUCGAUUGCCGCUGAAACAGAGGAUCAGCGAAUUCUGUGGUAAAAAUAUCGGCGUGAAGAGGAGCUUCACAAGUUCACAGAACGCCGCGGUUAUCCGAUAUAGAAUACCCAAGCCUGGAAAGGGAUUUACGCUGUUCGCUAGAUUUUUAAAAAAUCCCAGACCGUGCAACGUUUUGGCAGCGAGCUUGAGCGAGCCGUACACGCUGCGUAAUUAUGGGCGGCGUGUUAAUUGCACCUACGUCGCGCUUUACCCGGGCACGGUGCAAGUGAUCGCGCUUGGCGUUGGAGUUUCGAAUUUCCUCGGUUCCUCUCGCACCGCUGAAACUGGAACUCUACGAAAAUGCGACGAAACCAGUCCCCAAGAUCAAGUGAUAAUUGGAGGCAGCGAUGGCCUGGACACUUCCGAAGUUCGGGUAGUUGAUUCUAUUUGCGGGAUAGAUUCUAAGCCAGAUUAUCACGAGGUGGUGAAGUACGGCGUAACUUCUGUUCGGCUAAUAUCCAGUGGCUUCUUUGAAAAUUCCGUAACAGUGGAGGUUCUACCGCUGAAGAACGAGUUACUAGACGCGAAUUUCAGCAUCUAAUCUCAGCGGUAUAUCUCGUAAAACGAGCCUCGUUAUGUUCGUCGAUGCUUAAACCGAUUUGAAACAUCAUCGUCAAUAUGUUUAUUAUCGAUCAGAGUUCCCUCAAAAUUCUAGGCGUCUUCCGAAAACUUUUACAUCACUGAAUUCGUUACUCAUUGAUAUUCCAUUUUCUGUAGUGUUUGUAAAGAUACUUAGGCCUUUGUUACAUAUUAUAUUUAUAGUGUUUAGUUAGAAUUAGGUACGAACGGAUGUGUUUUAUUGUGAACUAUCAUUUUUUCAUUAAGAACGCAGAAGCCCUGCGUUGGCGAGGGAAGUUGUUCAGAUGUUAAAUUAAUUUUUAAAAGAAAUGAAUGGUCAGAAAUUGUAGUGUUUACAGCGUCGAAGAUACCGUAAUAGCUUUCUUCCUGCAAUUGUUAUUGGUUUCUUCUUUUCUUUACAGAUAAUAUGAAUAAAACGCAUGUAGAAAUUUUUAAUCAUUUUAAUACUUUACACUUGGAUAACUUCCCUUACGAGAGUAAAAGGAAAAAUAUGUUAGAAUAUAUUUUAAUUAAUCCCGAAAUAAUUGAUGAUUUGAUAUGUCGUGCGAUUUGUGAUAAGUGGAUUUAAAUACUUGUUGAGUGUGUAGAUCAAUCUUAGCGGCUUAGAAGCACAUAACGAA
Frieseomelitta varia is the source of this 1746-nucleotide messenger RNA. RefSeq names its product corticotropin-releasing factor-binding protein (gene crh-BP). The transcript is spliced from 7 exons. The coding region runs from base 174 to 1088 and encodes 304 amino acids. Gene Ontology annotation, molecular function: corticotropin-releasing hormone binding. Gene Ontology annotation, biological process: negative regulation of corticotropin-releasing hormone receptor activity; hormone-mediated signaling pathway; negative regulation of corticotropin secretion. NCBI's taxonomy places the organism in Eukaryota, Metazoa, Arthropoda, Insecta, Hymenoptera, Apidae. The record is from RefSeq and is a predicted model, not a curated record.